Molecule: messenger RNA, 4244 nt
Organism: Ostrinia furnacalis (Asian corn borer)
Lineage: Eukaryota; Metazoa; Arthropoda; Insecta; Lepidoptera; Crambidae
Exons: 15
Coding region: 230-2677 (815 amino acids)
Source: RefSeq, a predicted model, not a curated record
GGCCGCAGUGUGCAUUGUUGUGUUGUGUCAUUCUAUUCAUCUAUUGUUACUUUGAUAUUAUUUGUUUAGUGGUAUAAAACAGCAUUAAAUCUUAAUUUAGUUGCGAAAUCGUUAACUAAAAGACGCACUUUGAUAAUAUGAAGGUCGCAAUAUAAGAGCAAGUUUUUACACUCGGAGAAAGUGAACCAACUAUUCAAGUACACCUGAAUGAAUCUACGAACAAAGCACAAUGUCUCACGGACACGACGAGGGCCCUGUGUACUACAGGGAGAUACAGAAAAAUGCGUACCUUAAACGGAUACCCAACGAGAGUGGCGGAAGCAAACUCAGGCCUCUGGGGCACAAGAAACCACCCCUAAAGCCAAUGUGGACGUUAUUCUGCGUCCAUAACGGUCGUUCACCGUACCUGGAACAAUAUCCACUAGCGGAGAGUCCUGCUACACUAUCACAUAAGCCGGUGUGGAGGGCGUGUCUAAGGACCGCUAGACACGUGACGGCUAGUGUCAAACCACACUCGGGCUUGGAGUAUGACUUCUUGAUUGAUACCGACCAUGGACCUGUGAGGAUGAUUGCGCCAGAUUGGGAGUCGAUGCAAGAUUGGGUGACCACUCUCCGUAACAAGCUGCACGAGCUCCGUAUCCUCUCUAAGGGCGAGAAUGUGUACUGCGCCGCGCCCGCCGCCCCCGCCCCCCGCGCGGCAGCCAGAGAUCCCACGUCACCGCUGCCGCCUACACCGCCUGUGCCGCCUGAUAGAGUGCCGGGCAUAGAGUUGGCGCCGCCGGCCCGGGCGCCGCCCGCAGAGCCGCCGCCGCCCGCGUCCGUCCCAGACCCGCCGCAACCUAUAGACAUAUCCAGCUGGGAUGAAACGACCCCCGUGCCAAGCACAAGCCAAGAAAGUGAGCCCAAGAAGAGCGUGGCCAAGAUCUGCGGACAGAACAUAUGCCUGGAUGAUUCUAUAUUGAAACGGAACGUAGACACAACGGACAGCGACGAGGAAUUCUUCAGCGAGUUGGACCGCGCUACCGGAUCAGUUGAAAGGCUACACAUAGACAACAACUACAAGCAGACUGUCAUGGUUGCUGACGAAGUGGCUACGGCUGCUGAGAACCAACCCGACUGUCAAGCAACCAACAUCACUGUCAUCCAAGUGUCAAACAAGCCACCCCACACCGCCAUACCAGUCCUCGGCCCAGAAACUGACAUUUUCGACUUCAACUUCACUCAAAACCCAGAAAACAACACCGAAACGUCAUUCGUGAACAUUGUCAACACUGAAGUCAACGUCAACUCUGAAAACGGCUACGGGACCGUAUUCACGGACGACUACGGCCAUUUGAGUUUGACAACAACUGUCAACUUGACAGAUGUCAAUGACAGCAGCACAGACAAAAAUGGCGUCUACGAACGACUGUGUUUAGCGUCGACGUCGAACGAAGCGGUGACGAAAUUGAAAAAGCUAGAUCGAGUAAGGAAAUCAUCGUUGCCCAAUUUAGAAACGUCUAAUUGUGACACGACGUACGAAUAUUUAUACCCUAGUCAAAAUCAAAAUCAAAAUACAAAUACAGCUGUGACAGUGAACGGUGAAACGCAGAAUCAGAAUGGGAGGGUAGAAGUGAAUUCUACGCAAAAUGGGAGGGUAGAAGUAAAUUCUGACUCUAACGGGAGGGUAGAAGUGAAUUCUAAUGUAGAUAGGAGCCAAAAUGCCGUGACGGUGGCGGGAAAUGUGAGCUUUAAUACGAGGGCAGCAAGGUCGAAUGUGGAACGGUCGCACAGUCAAAACGCGUACGAUUCGCCAAGGAGGGACAGUGUGAGACGAGUGAAUAAUUUAAGUCCGAAGAGAGAAGGGAGCAAUGACAGAGACAACUCGGAGGCAGCCAAACCAAUAUGGCGGCGCGGGUUGACAGAACUGUCACUGUUGACACGCCUGCGCUCGCUAGCAAGAAAGAACAGUCCACCGCCUCAUGACAGGAGCGGCGCGGCGCCGACGAAGGUGGUGCGGCGCUCGCGGCCCGAAGCGAGACCCGACGCCGCGCGACGGAGAAGCAGCUCGCUUAGCAACGGGCAAAGCCAGCCGCCGACGCCGCUGGUGCCGCUCCGGGUGCGCCAGGCGCGCCUGCUGGCGGCCGAGCAGCGCGCGUGCGCCGCCGUCGCCGCCGCCGCGCCGCACCACGCGCCGCCCGUGCUGGCCCAGCACAACGACCAGCUGUGGAUAGCGUGGUGGGCGGUGGGCGGUUCCCGCUGCAGUGGGCGGGCGGGCGACCGCCUGGCAGCCAUCAGAGGCACGCAACCGCGCGACUUGCAGCACGCUAGACAACUGUUUAAGACCUCGCCCACGCCUAUCGUCGACAUAUUAUUUCACCGGGUGCCCCUAGCCAAAAUCUACGUGCUAACCAAGAAAGAUCGCGAGAGUAUAGGAAUAAAACUAGACGUCGAAUGUAACAUAGUAUCGGUCGAGGACCAAUCGCCGGCGGCGCGAGCCGCAAUACCGCCGCCCGGGAAAUGGGCCGUCACCGAGGUCAACAACCGACCUAUCAACUUAAUCAAGGGUGGCGACGAAGAAAUGAACAGACUAUGUAUGCACGGAACCGAAGUAUCUGUGCUCAUACAACCGUCGGCUCUAGUCAAGAAACUUCGCGCCGCCAUCAAGGCAAACAAGCACCUAUUGUCUAUGAGGUAAAGUUCAUAUUCGCUCGCUGUAUUCCGAGUCAGGUGAAUGAGCUAGAAUUCGGGAUAGUGGUCGAGGAAAGUACAUCACUGUGUAAAGAAUAUAAUAGUGUAAAUUGAAAGCAGAGUAGGUUUUUACAAAAUUGAACUUUGAUUUAAGUAUACACAACAUUGUUUUUAGUUAAAAAAUGUUUAAUAGGUGACUAUACUCAUAAAAAAAAUACUUAAAAAGGAAUAAAUCGAAAUAAAAACAUUUUGCUGUCCUAUACUAUGUUAACAGUUAAAUAAAAGUAUGUGAAGACAACAGUUUGCCUUUGUUUUUUAUAAGAAGAGCAAAUGUUAAAAGGCACUAAAAAUACUAUUAUCUAAGCUAAAAAAUAGCAGUGUAUGAAACAAAAAUGCAAUGCUAAAAUUUGUAAUACUCGUUCUACUUCAUUAUAUUUUGCUCUUUAAAAAAAUAUUUAUUUCAUAAAUUAUUGAAAAUCGAUUUGUAAAGAAAAAAAUAUUUUCCAAAUCUAAAUAGUAGUUGGUAAGAAUUUUAGAUGAAUUUUACACACACACAUGUAAAUUUUUAGCGUAAUUUUAUAGUACAUUUUUGCAAUAAUACUAAUAAUAGUGUGACAAGAUUUUUUUAAAGUAUUUGCUAGAAAAUGGUAUGUGAAAAUAUUUUGGAUCGAAAAAUUUUGUCAUUUUGAGGGACUUUUUAAAUCCACGGUUUUGUGGAAAAAUAUUUAAUAAUUAAGAAUACUAAUAUACAUCCAUAAUAUUCCAAUCCAAAAUUUCUGACUUAAGUACCUAUGCGAACAUCAGGCCUCCCCAACCCGUCUGACCAGCGUGGGGAGUGUAGGACAAAUCCUCCAUUUGCCUCUGGUACAUUAGAGGGUAAGGGAUAAUAGAAAUCUUUGUACUGGCUUUCUAAACUUUCCUUCUAGUUACUUCAAUGUAUUUUUACCUUUAUUUCUUCUUAUCAUGGUUGAUAAACAUGGAACCGUCCAUAUUUUAGAAGUUUCCAAUAAUUCCAAAAUUCCAAUUGUUCUGUACUUUUUACUAGUACAGAAUUAACAUCUAUAUGUACACACGGCCACACUGUUAACUAUCCAUUUCGGUUUUUGCUCUCGCUCUAAUCAAAUGGUGAUUCUUUGCGAUAGAACGAGAUGACAUGACUGGCAAUGGGCAGUUAACACUGUUGCCGAUGGUUCGUACUAUUGCAUUUUAUAAGCAGCUAUAUGAAAUUAACUAUAGAAAUAAAUAUGCUUUAGAAGUUUUUCACAGAGCAUCUAAUCUAAACUUGUACAAUGGGUGCCAGAUACUAAGGUCAAGUCGCCUAUUUGCGUCCAUACGAUAGACUGUAUUAAAACAGUGGAGAUAACCCUACCAACACACCAACAAAAGAAUUUAUGUAUUCCUGGAUGUAAGACAGGUGACACUAUAGUAUUUUUCACCUUUUUUAAGAAAUCAGUUGUUUGUUUGCAAAUAGGUAGGUGGACGUUAACAGGCGACAUUACCUUAACUUCUUUUUUUGUAAAUUUUAUCUUUGUAAUAUUACAACUGGUUGACCAAUCAGCAGCUAUCAAACUAAG